Cherax quadricarinatus is the source of this 1927-nucleotide messenger RNA. Lineage: Eukaryota; Metazoa; Arthropoda; Malacostraca; Decapoda; Parastacidae. The record is from RefSeq and is a predicted model, not a curated record.
AUGUACUAUGAUGGUCAGGAGGUGGAGUGGAAAAGGUCUCUUAUGGAGAAGAGUCAUAACAAGGACGACUUUGAGUUAGCGGAAGUCGUAACAAAUGACAUGAUGUCUAUGAGACCUAUGUAUUAUUACUUUUGUCUGGAUGCUGAGAAUCAUGGCCUUCUUGAUGAAGCUGUGACAGUCUUUUUAGUAGACGAGGGUAAAACUGUUAUACGAGAAUUAAGACAUCUGUAUCAGUGUCCUGCAGAGUUUAGUGAAAGAAAAUUCCCUGCUAUCUAUAAACAGUAUAUAUUAGCAGAUGUUUAUCCUGUAGAAGACAACUGGUCUUCUGAUAAAAUAAGUUGGCUUCAAGCAAAUCUUGAAAAUAGGGAAGUUGAAGCAGUUUUCAGAGAUAUGUAUCAGAAUGUUAGUUAUAUUAGCCCUUUAGAUAUAGAAGGUGUACCACUUAUAGUUACUUUGUUGGCUAUUGGUAAUGUUGUAACAGAAAAAUUUUCAGGUCUGAAAUUUUCCAGUGAAAAAAUAUCUUCUGAAGCUGACAAAAUUGCUGCACAGUCACCAUUUCUUACCUAUUCAAUAAUGAAAAUCCCUUUGAACUCUUAUGAGCAAUGUUUUGUAUUGAAUGUUGAGAAAGGCCCAUGGAGAUUUUGUUUACAAUUUGAGCAACAGAGAGAGAUGCUUACACAAGUUAACAAUAAAUUACAGAUGUACAUGCAUUCAAAAAGACUAGUUAAGGUAUAUCCCAAGGUAGGGGGUACUGUAGUGUGUGAAUUCAUGAAUCACCUUUAUCGAGGACUGGUAUUAAAGAUAAAAAAUCAGGAAGUAAGAGUGUACUGUGUUGACUUUGGUAUUACAUUGUCAAAAACAUCAGAUGAAAUUUGGUUGCUGCCAGAAGAAUUGCUAGAAAUUCCUGUUUUGACCUACACAUGUUGUUUGUAUGGGCUUCCCGACAUUCCUGAUGGUGAGAUAUCAGAAGAGUUUUCACGGCUUAUCACUGAUUGUCCUUUAAUUGGCAGAGUGAUUAAAUACAAUCAGGAUUUAACUACCGUGUCAUUAUUCUUAAAUAGUUUGUCACUAUUGAGUGCACCUGUACAGUAUGAUGAAACUGUUCUCCCAGAUAAGUGUAAAGCAGUAAUUUCAUACAUUAAUGAAGGCUCGGGUACUAUUUAUCUGCAGUUGGUGCAAAAUCUAAAAGAAUUAAAAGCUAUGCAAGAAGAACUUCAGACACACAGUAUAUUCAAGCCACUGGAUCACUUGGUUAGAAAGGGCCUUCCUUGCCUUGCCCUUUACCCUGAAGAUGGACUUUGGUAUCGAGGAAUUGUAAUUGAUCCUGGAGAUCCCCUAAUGGUACAAUAUGUUGACCAUGGAAAUGAAGGAAUAGUACCAGCAAAAUUUGUGAAAAAGCUUGACCUUGGUAUGUUAAAACGUCUGCCAGCACAAGCCAUUCCAUGUAUCUUGAAUAGCGUCACUAGGAAGCCUCUGAAGCGGCAGGAUAUUCAUGAGGUAAUUGGAGAUGAUUCUGUAAAUGUUUCUCUGGUGGAUCAAACUGUUGUGAUGGUUGGAGACAAAAACAUAAAGGCAUACAUAGUGGAAAUGUCAAAUAGUACCUCAGUAUCAGUGAACAAAUGCUUAAAUCAAGUGGAAUCAAGUAAGAGAAUCUGCAGUUACGGUAUUCAAGAGCAUAAUGUUGUAAGUGAUGAAGUGGAUGAAAAAGGUAAUUCCAGUCUCACGAGUUAUACAACAAACAGUAACUAUAGGUCUUCAAUGAAACCACCUGGAAUUAUUCUUCUGCCCCAUACUAAAAAGGAGUGCAGGUUGUCAUGGGUAGAAUCUCCAUCAAACUUUUAUGUCACACUUGUAGAAAAUGAGCUUACACUUGAGGCUCUGAGGAAAGCCUAAGGGUGCUUUCAUUGAUGACAAACAAGAAAAUUUU